UCAUAUCCGCUGAUUUGUAGAAAAUGGCGUCAACGGAGUUUUUGGAGGAAGCUUUGUCCACAGACGUCGACGAGAAAGCCGUGAACGCGAUCGUGGGCACUCUCGAAAACCAAUUAGUUACUAACGUAUCGUCGGCGCCGUCACAAAAUAUUUUAGUGAACGUUUUAUCAUCUCAGUUUCCCGGGCUAAGUUCGAACGCGGGCUCUAUUAUAAGUGGUCAUAAAUAUACAACAGGCGGAGUUAGCUGCGGUAUUGCCGCGAACAGUAUACACAGACCCUCGUUGACAAAUAGCACGUCCUGUAAUAAUGUCCAAUCAAGUGUUCCUGGUACUUAUUCCUCUUUGACACCGGGUGGUACUGUGACCAAUUGUAACGAUAACAUACAAGUUAUAUAUUCUCAGGCUCAAGCAUUUUCUAACCCAAAUUCGGUGACAUUUCCCGCUCAGUCACUUCCGAACGGUUUCGUUGGGUUGUCCUCGUCCCAAAAUCAUUUGAUAACGUCAGUAGACGCGAUGCAACCUCCUUUAGUUUUAAAACAGGGGACGUCUUCGGGCCAAGUGGGAAUACAGUCUGGAAUGGUCACAGUACCGAUGACAGCCAAUUCAAGCAUGUCCGGUUCAAUACCAAAUGUAAUGACUUUGAACAAACCUGGACAAAAUGUAGUUGUAACAACUCAGAACUUGGGUUCGAGUCAGCCCACAAUACUCCCUAAUGUUCAGAUUCUGAAUAUGAGAGCUGGUGCUCCAGCAGUUGCGGCACAAAAGUCAGUAGCAACAGUAUCACCAAGAGUAGUGAUAGGCACCCCACAAGUUGUUGGCACCAGAGCUGCAGGACCAGGCAUAACGCUGCAAACACUACCAAGUCUACAACCGGGCCAGCAGGGUCAUUUGUUGUUAAAGACAGAGAAUGGUCAAUACCAGUUGCUGAGAGUGGGUCCCGCUCCAGCGGCCAGCUCUCUCACGACGCCCCAGCCUCAAACCAUCAGGCUGUCCACUGUGCCAGCACAUCCUGGCGUCGCGACGGUGUCAACAAGCAUGGCCUCCAGCCCUAUACCGGGUCAGAUGCCAGCUGCGCCGAUGGCAACGCCUGUUAUACCAGCAUCUAUACCAAAUAUAAACUGCGGUACGCCUCCGCCUCAAUCUCAACCCCCAACGGUAACAACUGUUAAACCUUCGGACAACACUAAGGAAAAAUGCCGUAAUUUCUUAGCAAAUCUCCUGGACUUAUCAAGCAAAGAGCCUCCAUCAGUGGAGAUGAAUGUACGGAAUCUGAUCCAGGAACUUAUCGACGCCCAAGUUGAACCAGAAGAGUUCUGCAACAGACUUGAAAGAUUACUUAACGCGAGUCCUCAGCCCUGCCUUAUCGGAUUCUUAAAGAAAAGCUUGCCACUGCUCAGACAAUCUUUGGUUACAAAAGAGCUUGUUAUUGAAGGAAUAAACCCUCCAGCGCCUCACAUAGCUUUCUCUACGAUGCCAUCUCCCGCCCAACCUGUGGUGGCCACGUCCAACAUACAAUUGCCUUCAGAGGAAGAUGGGUCGAGUCCCACGCUAACGCCUCUCCUGCCGCCGGUAAUGCCGCUCACGCUGGCCAACCUGACAAAGCCUAUUAACGUUCAGUCACUGCAGACGACAGCUCCCACACAGCAGCAAAAACCACCAUCGAAACCGGGCAGUACGAUAGCGGUUCUACAGAACAUUCCUGUGCACACCAAGAUCAACGUUAGCAAAGUCAGUAGCGGCAAGUCGAUGCAGUUGAACAACAAGGGCGCCUUCCCGAGAGGCCAAUUGCCUUCAGCUGCUUUAUCAACCGUACUGACUCCUGGCAAGUCGCUUCUGAAAGAUAAGGAGAAGAAAUCUUCUAGUUAUUCGCAACCGUUCACCGACGACAAGAUGGCUGGCGAUGACGACAUCAAUGACGUAGCGGCCAUGGGUGGAGUCAACUUGGCGGAGGAGUCGCAGAGGAUUCUCGGCUCCACGGAGAUGAUCGGAACUCAGAUUAGAUCGUGCAAAGAUGAAUAUUUAGUGCCGACGAGCGUGAUGCAAGCCAGGGUUAAAGCCAUAAUAGCACGACACAAUCUCGACGAGCCGACGGGGGAAGUGGCAGCCCUCAUCAGUCAUGCAGUACAGGAGAGACUUAAAAAUCUUAUCGAGAAACUAGCUGUGAUAGCUCAGCACAGAAUCGAUCAUUUUAUAAAGUCUGAUAGCCGUUAUGAAGUGACUCAAGAUGUAAAGGGCCAACUUAAGUUUCUAGAAGAAUUGGACCGGGUCGACAAGAAACGCAGGGAAGACUCAGAGAGGGAAAUGCUUCUUAGGGCUGCCAAGUCUCGAUCGAAGAACGAGGAUCCCGAACAGGCGAAAUUGAAGGCUAAGGCGAAAGAAAUGCAACGUGCCGAGUUGGAGGAGCUUCGUCAAAGGGAAGCCAACUUGACCGCUUUACAAGCUAUUGGACCGCGAAAGAAACCAAGACUAGAAGCACCAGGCGCCUCCGGAGACACAGCCACUCCUGGACCGCAGACUACUGGAUUUCCUGGCCGAAGUCAACUAGCCCUCCGGACUCGUCUGAAGCGCAUCAAUCACCGUGACAUGCUAUUCCUGCUCGAGCAAGAGAGAGACACCUGCCGAUCGUUGUUGCUUUACAAGAGCUACUUGAAGUGACCCGCGGCCGAAACCUACACUAGGAGCGACGUCGACCGUUACAUCGACUGGCUCGCGACCAGAUACGAUGAUUGAAAACGUCACGCUCCUACUGUAGCGUACGUGUGCACCGAAAGUGUUACACGUGAGAACUGUCUAAAAAUUUAAACGCAGUAAAGUUAUUCCUGAUGCUGACCGAAUGAAUUGGAGAAUAAUGUUCAUACCAAUGGAAUGAUGAAAGCGUUUUGUUAUAGUAUCCUGAUUUGUUACAAUGCUGUAUCAUUGUGUACAACAGUAUACAACAAAUGCUGCGUCUUAGAUGGCCGAGACUAAUGAGUAUUCAAAUAUUGACUUAAUACCGUCGUGAUGUUGUAUUUGAAGCAAGCCUUAAUAAUGAUUCUAGUUAAACGGUGACUAUGCGUAACUUGUUGAAUAAUAACUGAUUCAUAAAUUUGAAAACAUGUGCAACGAAUAAUGCAGCAGGUAGGUUUAUCAUUCGUCUUUCGUACAAAGUCAAAAUGCCUUGGAACUCGAUUUUUAUUGUAUGGAGUCCUUGUUGAUGUUAUAUAAAAAUUUAAUUGAUAUACAAUAAUAACUACAUGAUGGUUAAACUUGAGCCAUUCAAUACAUUAAACAGUCGUUUGAUGAACCGAUUUUGGUCGAUAUGCACGGUAUGACAAAUAAAGUGAUUGUUUUAAUAAUAACAUAGAACUCUGGUAGAAUUGAUGGAAAGUAUAGUUGUUAUAAGCGUUACGACAUGUAUUGAGACUAAGAAGAUAUUGGGCUAAGAGCAGCGCAGUGACUGUCUUGGUAAUGAUUAUGAUCACCUUUCAGAAUAAGUUGCCUCUCGAAGGAAAGAGUACCAGAAUAACUUAUUCUAAAAUUGUGAACUUUCGGGCUCCUUAAAUUAUAUAUAACUGAUUAGUUAGGAGUAUUCAGGUAAUAGAUAUAACAAAUGACAUAUCGAGGAUAUAAGGAAGCGUGUCGGAGUGGAAAAAAGCAACUUGUGGUCGUCGUGGCUUAAAGGAUAAGACAUCUGAUGCACUAUUAUCGAGCGAUGCGAUUGUGUCGGAAUUCAAAUCCCGCAGGCGUUUAACAAUGUUUGUAAUGAUAUACUUACUGAACCUAUGUUCACGAAUGACUUACAUGAUGAAGGAAUAACCUGAGAUGUGUAACCUGAGAAUUAUGUGUACUGGUUUCAAAGAUGGCACAGCCAUUAUGUAAUAAAUUAUACGUACUCUUAUUUUAAGAGGUAAUAUUGAUGACAAUAAUAAUUAAUGACAAAACUAAAGUCCACAGGGGGACUCUCAAGUUACUAAAAAGCCAUUAACUAUUUAUUGUUUAUCAGUCCAACUAUAGUAGCUAAGAACUUAUGCACCACUCUGAAUACAAUUAAGAAUAUUUAAAAUAUUAAGAAGCGUACAGAGAAAGGGGACAGAUAAUAGACAUAGACUCGUGAAUUAUAAUUUAUAAUUAAGGGCAUAACGUGGGAGGAGCUAGAACACACUGCCCAAAACCGAUGUAAAUGGAAAAAUUUGAUUCGAGCCCUACACCCCAGCAGAGGGUAAUAGGAAAGAAUGAUGAUGAUGAUGAUGAUGAUAAAAAAAUAUUCAAUAAACGUUGAAACGACAUAAGAACGCUAAAGACAAAUCAAAAUCUAUGAAUGUUGGAGAAGGUAAAAAACGCAUACAAUAUUAUUCUAAAGCCGGAACCACACUGCGUUAUGUGCUAUUCGUUAUGUGACUACGCCGUAUUCGCCAUAAUAUUUAUGCGCGCAAACAAAAACAUGCCAUCCACACUUUAUAACUUGUGCGCUGAAUUAUGCCAAAUAAGGCAAAUAUGUUCGUUAUUGGCGUGGAGCGAUGGACGUGUUGAGAGUUGCUGCAAUUUAUUAUUAUCUAAAUGCUUCUUACCAGUACUUGUUGUGCAAGUACAAAGUUACUAAAAGACCGAAAAGAAAACGCUGUUGGACGUUUACAAGUCAUAAGACACGUCGAUACCCGACCGCCGCAAGCGUGUAAAUGACUCACCGACGUGUGGGUAGUCGAUGCGCAUAUUCGCCUUGUUCGUGUCCUUUGAAGUGUGUCAAAAAAACCGACAAGUCGACGGAUACGCAUAUUUGCUAUUCGUGCUUAAGUGCUAUCUUUUUUUCUCCACCUUAUCCCACUAGGUGGGGUCGGCCCAGCUAAUAUUUCUCGGCCAUUCUCUUCUAUCAGCCAUCAUCUCAACACUCACUCCUCUAUCUCUCAUAUCGUCAUUCACACACUCCAUCCAUGUCUUUCGGUCGACCUCUUCCGAAUAAAGCGUACGAAUAAAGAGAAUAUUGGCGAAUAUACUCUCCAUACUUCGCCGUAUGCGCAUGAAUAACCCGCAUAAUAAAUAGCGCAGUGUGGUUCCGGCAUAAAGCUAUCCAGCAAUGUUUCAAACCCAAUUGGUGAAGUUAAAUGAUUAGUGUAAAUAGAUAGCUAUUAACUUUUAAAUUUGACUAAAUUUCGAUGAGAUAUUCGACUGCUGGUUAAUUCUUUGUAUGUUAAAUAGGUCACAGCAGAAUUAACUUCGUAAAAUGCAUACUCAACAGCUCUAUUGAGAUUUCCAUUUUUUAGCUUUGCUCGGUUUAUAAUAUUCAUUUUAAAAUUAUUCGAAGCAUGAGACUGACUGUCUUUCACUACUAAUACGAAAAUUAGUUUUUGAAACGUUGGAAUUUAUACAAUAAAUAAUAGUACGAAAUUGAAUUGUACAACAUUUAAACGAUGUCAUGUAGCCUUAAUCUGGAUGAAGUAUUAUCAAGACUGAAAAUAUAAGAUCAAAGCAAUAUUAGGUAAGUUAUACAAAAUGGAACUUAUAAAUAAAGUUUCAAAAGGUAAAAUAGAGUUGAAUUAUUUAUUUAAGCUUUUGCAUAUAUUAAAAAUAAUAAAAUAUUUAAAACUGUUUAUUAAUAGACGAUUUAUAUAGUUUGAUACUUAGGUUCCAUGAACAAAGUUUAUUUGCGUAUCACACAUAUUCACCGUUUAAUUAUCAUUUUUGUUUUAAAGUAAACAGCACUCUGUCAAACUUUAGGUACAAAAUGUAAGAAAUAAGAAUAUGUAUUUUAUAUAAUAGGUGUUAUUAAUAUCAUAGUUAGUUUUUACUAAAAUUGAUAAAAUACUUUAUCAAUGAGAUGUUCCUCACAAGGUUGGUCUCGACACAAUAUCUAGUAAUUGAACAUUCUACAAGUUAUUGUGCUGUGUAAGAAAAUCACAAUAUUUUUUUAUAUAAAUACAAGUUGAAACUCACCAAAACUCUGUGCCCUAAAUUGCGUCAUCAAAAUUUUAUGUAGGUUUCUAAUGUCAAUAAUGAUUUUGUUUACUAUUGUCUACCCUUUUUGGUAGGUAAGGCAAACAGUUUGGUAUCAUCAUACUUCUGAUAGUUGCUCAGUAAUUUGAAUGAAAUCCUACCGGUUACAUCCAGUUUCCGUAUUCGAACAUUUCGAUGUUACACAUUUCUCACGUAAAUAUAUUUUAUUCAUAAAAUAUCUAGUAAGUAGAACUUUUGCAGCUCGUAUUAAAGUAUCUUAUGUAAUAAUUUCAUCUGUGACCAUGUUGAGUGAGAUGUUGAGCAAACCGUCGUGACUUAAAAUCGUUCUUUAACGGACAAUCCUAAAUAAUUAAAUAAAUGGUUUUUUAUAUCUAUUACAGACGUUUUUAGCUUUUGAGAUAAAAAAUGUGCUUCAUAUUUAUAUUAAAGUUUUCAUGUUAAUAUACUACUUGUUUAUCGAAUGUAAGGAAAUUAAAAAGUAUCAAAUGCCUGCCCAAGUUUUAUACUUUGAAUAUAAAGUAACAUGUUAUUGAUUAAAUGAUUAUUAUGAUCUCGUUGCAUGUUCCAUAAAGUCAAUUAUUACUAUAAUACUACAAUCUAAAAAUGAUUAACACCAAUCUUAAUAGAGAUAUAGGCUAAGUUACGAUUGUACAUUUUUAAGAAAUAAUUAAUCGCAUAUCUUCUAAAGGACGAGGGGGGCUCCAUUGAUUACUUAAAUGUUUAAACAAAUACACUAUAAAACUUAUCUAAUCUGAUCUUUCGAAUGCUUGACAGGUUUUCUGUUUACCGUCUAGUUAUCACACGUAAAAAAGGCAGAAUUAAAACAAAAGUAGUACUUAAUUAUCUUUAUGAGUUGUGAAAACCGAAGAAAGCUGUGGACUUUAUACAAUAUUGAUCCUAAUCGUUGGAGCCGUUAUCGAAUCGUACGAUAUAUAUUUAUAUGUACUGCUCAUUUUAAAUUUUUGUAAGAGAUCUUUGUAAAUAGUACAUUCUUUGGUAGGUAUCCAAAAAUGCGUAAGUAAUAAAACAAUAUUGUUUUUUAUUAUUAAGUACCUAUAAGGGUAAUUUCGCUAUGAUCAAAUAUGAUCAAUGAGCUAUAAUCAAUUAGCUAACCAAUAAAAGGGUUCAACUUGCGGCUUACCAUACUUUACUUAAUGUUCCAAGAAACACUAAUAAUAAUAUGAUCUUCCAAUCCAAUCAGUUGUUCAUUCAACUGUGAAGAUAUUGAUCUAAUGGAAGUAAUAGUAAUGUAAGUUGCCACAGUCUGUCCUAUUUUAAUUUAAUAAUAUUUGAAACGAAAUUAGAACACUAACACACAAAUAAAUAUGAUUCGCAAUUGAAACAUAAUUAAACUUUGAGAAUUUGAUAGUAGUUGAUAAUGAAAUAGAAUUGAAUGAAAUUGAAUGAGAAUUGAUUUAAAAGUAAAAUAUAUAUUUUUUCAAUUAGGAAUGUUCGGCGCGUGAUGUCGCAACAAAUGUGACCAAAGUCUGUGUUUAAGUUGUACGAAAAAUGUAAAUAUUUCUAUGUUCUACAUUCCAAUUUUCUUCUUGAACUUUUAUAUACUUUUGCGAUGCUUUGAUAUUUUAAUAAUGUUAAUACCCAUAAUUAUUAUACACAUAAGAUUCAGUUAAUAAUAGUAAUGAUAAUUUCAUUGUAAACCAUUGGCGUAUGAGACUGGGAAGUGUUUCUACUAGUAGCUGAUCUCUCUUUCCGAUUUUGUAGAUUUUUUUUGUCAUUAAAUUUGUAAAGUUUCAAGCAAGGAAAAUGCUAUUUCGUACAUAAUUUGCGAUAGUUAGUUUUAUAUAAAUAUAGUUACAUUUUUACUUUUUAAUUAAUUUAAAAACGAUACCCCUGCAUUGUGACUUUUUUUGUAAUGGUGCUUUAUUUAAGUUCAUAAUAUAUUAAAUAAAUUUAAACAAUGUAAAUAGUCAAUUUAAAUUAGCAACUUUUUUGUACAUCUUUUUGUAAUUAGUAAAUUGUGUAUUGGUUGGUUGCUUAGACGCCUUACUAUUGUGGCUAUUAUUUCAGUGCUGUUGAUAAAUCUCUUGGCAAUGUAUGUCAUGAAUACAUAUGUCGCGCAGCAUAGUCAGAAAAUAAAAGAUUCUACAUUUGUUAGUUAUUGAAUAACAAUUUUGAGAAAAUAGUGAUUCUCAAAAUGUGGUGGAUUCAUUACUGAUUAUAUGCGAUCACUUGUUUUGGGUCACUGUGCUGGCUCUGUAAUUAUUUUUUUAUACAUUACUAUCGUAUAUAUGUAGACCUGAACAACUUUAACAUUUUAGAUUCACCUUCCACCACCACCACUUACCACAAAGUCGACUAAUGUCUGGUCUGAAUCUAUCAUUGUUGAAGAAGUGUUGACAGAGUCUAGUUGUACUUAUUUUGUCAUAUUUCUUUCCAGUAUCAAUGAACAUUGAAAAAGUGGGUUAAAGAUUAUUAUCGAAUUAACAUACAUUGUCAUUUAAAUUAUAUAUAGUUUUCAUAUAAUAGGUUGUUCAAUAAAAUCUUGGCAACUUAAUAAACUAUCAAACUAUUAACCUUAUAAUUAUGUGCUAUGAAGACUGAAGAAACGUAAUAGAUAAAAUUUGAAAUCUUCACUAAUUUGUUCUUAAACAGGAUAAAAAUAAUAAAAAGUCAAUACAUCCUGUUAAUUGCCACCUAAUAGUUAUUUAUAAUACACUAAAUAAUUGACCAAUUUAGAAUAAAAGUAUAUUAAAAGAAGUUGCUUACUGUGCAUUACUACUAAAUAGAUAUGACAUUAAAAUAAAAUAAUAUUUCUAAUUUGUAACGAUUUCAUUACAUUUUUUUCAGAGUAAUUAUUAACCUUUUAUAAGAAAUCUUAGAACGUAAGUUUGUAUUAUGGUACUGUCUAUUUUUUUUGACUUUGGUAACAUUGUGUAAAAUAAUUACUAACAUGAAAAUGACGGGCUCUAUAAGUCCACAUAUACUUAAUAUAUAAAGUACAACAUGUUUUCAUUAAAUUAUUGUUUUUUCUUUAAACAUGUGGAAUUACAUGACAAACUUAGUUAUCAUGGAAGGUUGAGAAAUAAUGCUAUGCUAAACAUAAGUUCACAUACCCAAAGACCCAAUUCAGAAAAUGUAUAAACUUUGAAAAAUAAAAAGACUGGAUUAUUAAAGGAACAUAAUGUUCAAUAUUAUAAUGAACUGUUGGUGAAUGUCUCAAAAAGCCUAUUCAAAUGUAUAAAUAUGCCAAAUAUUACAAGACUUGGGGCUCUGUGGUGUAUAGUUUAGCCAAAAAUAUGUUUCCAUGCUUUCAUUACUUAAAUUAGUUGAAAACUAAAAUGAUGUUUAUUCAUAUUUUUAGAUAAUUAUAUAAAUAUGAAAUACAAACAA
This is a messenger RNA of Bombyx mori (domestic silkworm), 9278 nucleotides long. It is a transcript of the gene Taf4, whose product is annotated as transcription initiation factor TFIID subunit 4. Gene Ontology annotation, cellular component: transcription factor TFIID complex. Gene Ontology annotation, biological process: DNA-templated transcription; transcription initiation at RNA polymerase II promoter. NCBI's taxonomy places the organism in Eukaryota, Metazoa, Arthropoda, Insecta, Lepidoptera, Bombycidae. The transcript is spliced from 11 exons. The record is from RefSeq and is a predicted model, not a curated record. Bases 24 to 2654 code for a protein of 876 amino acids. Gene Ontology annotation, molecular function: protein heterodimerization activity; DNA binding; RNA polymerase II general transcription initiation factor activity.